This is a messenger RNA of Melanotaenia boesemani (Boeseman's rainbowfish), 1471 nucleotides long. It is a transcript of the gene srprb, whose product is annotated as SRP receptor subunit beta. The record is from RefSeq and is a predicted model, not a curated record. The transcript has 7 exons. The coding region runs from base 36 to 863 and encodes 275 amino acids. Lineage: Eukaryota; Metazoa; Chordata; Actinopteri; Atheriniformes; Melanotaeniidae. Gene Ontology annotation, biological process: Golgi to plasma membrane protein transport; intracellular protein transport; protein localization to organelle. Gene Ontology annotation, cellular component: Golgi apparatus. Gene Ontology annotation, molecular function: GTP binding.
ACGUGUCCCUUUUUCAGAUCAGCGUGAGGGGAUUGAUGAAUCCUCAUAGCAUUGGUGGAAACAUGGAAAAGAAAACAGACUUCGAAAUGGCUAAAAACUCAUUUGAACCUUACAUUGAAUCCCUUCGUCAGAAAGUUGAAGAGCAAGACCCUGUUAUUUUGAUCGGAGUUAUCGUGGCUUUAGCGGUGAUUGUCAUCACCUGCGUUUUCCUGAAGUACUUUCUUACUAGCAAAACUGUCCGGAGUGCUGUGUUGCUGGUCGGACUGUGUGACUCUGGGAAAACCCUCCUCUUUAGCCGGCUGUUGUCAGGAAAAUUCAAGCGUACACAGACCUCCAUCACUGACAGCAGUGCUCCAUACAAAGCUAAAAAUGACAAGGGCAUUACUUGGACUCUGAUAGAUCUGCCGGGACAUGACAGUCUCCGAUCUCAGUACCUGGAGAAGUUCAAAUCAGCAGCCAGGGCAAUUGUGUUUGUUGUGGACAGCGCCGUUUUCCAGAAGGAAGUGAGAGAUGUGGCAGAGUUUCUCUAUGUGUUGUUAACGGACACUGUGAUUUCCAGAAAUGCUCCAACUCUCCUAGUGGCAUGCAACAAACAAGACAUCACAAUGGCUAAAUCUGCCAAACUGAUUCAGCAGCAGCUGGAAAAGGAAAUGAACACCUUGAGAGUGACUCGUUCAGCAGCGCUGAGCUCUCAGGACGGCUCUGUUGGCGGCAGUGUGUAUCUGGGGAAAAAAGGCAAGGACUUUGAAUUCAGCCAGCUGGCCAUAAAGGUGGAGUUCUUGGAGUGCAGCGCCCGCAGUAGCAAGGGUGAAGAUGGGGAUGCAGAGAUUGAGAGCCUGGAGAAUAGCCUAGCUAAACUGUAGAAUUAGCAGCAAACAAUUUUGCCUCAAAGCCACAAUCUUUCAAAUCUGAACGUCCAUCGUCACCUCUGUUAUGGUGACAAACGACUCUCGAUGGGGUGUUGGUGCAGUGUCAGCCUCUUUACUCCAUUUAAACAGGAACCUAUCUGUGCAGCACGUGAAGGGAUUUAUGGAAAUGAUUGAAUCACACAUGGAAAACAGAUGAUUAAAAGUUAUUGUGGACAUUAUGGAUGUGAGAACUGAUGUAGCAGUUUGAUUGCUCUGCAGGGUUGAAAAAUGAUCCGGCUUGUUCAGUGUAAAUUAUAGAUUUCUUUGACUUUUUUUUUUUUUUGAAAUGUAAAGUUUAAAGACUUCCGUUGUUUGUUCGCAGCUGAAAGAGAUAGAAUUAUAAGGAUUUAUUUUACGCUUGUCUAAGCUGAAGACUGCCUUGUGGAAAAAGGCAUGAAUUGCAUUUCAUUAAGUUGAAUCAUCUGUGCCUUUUUUUUAUUUUCCUUCUUGGUAUUCAUUCAAAAAUGUGUUUAGCUGUUUUCAAAAGAAUGGUUCACUUGCUUUAAACUGUUGUGUGAAUACAAUGCAUUUGCAAGGAAUGUAUAAAUUAAUUUUUAGUUCUG